This is a messenger RNA of Dreissena polymorpha, 2014 nucleotides long. Its product is annotated as iron-sulfur cluster assembly 2 homolog, mitochondrial-like. The transcript has 5 exons. Gene Ontology annotation, molecular function: 4 iron, 4 sulfur cluster binding; 2 iron, 2 sulfur cluster binding; iron ion binding. The record is from RefSeq and is a predicted model, not a curated record. Gene Ontology annotation, cellular component: mitochondrion. NCBI's taxonomy places the organism in Eukaryota, Metazoa, Mollusca, Bivalvia, Myida, Dreissenidae. Gene Ontology annotation, biological process: iron-sulfur cluster assembly. Bases 66 to 521 code for a protein of 151 amino acids.
UCACUGUAAACAACAACAACAUAAACAACAACAACUGGAGCAAUAACUAUAGAACUUUAACUAAAAUGUUUCGUCGAAUCAAUAUCGUGCGGUCUAAAAUUUCUAGGAACGUUACCUGGUCAAUCUGGAGACAGUUGUGUACAAAUUCUCGUCUACUGAAUGAAGCCAGCAAGGCGGCAGUGAAGACGUCAGUUAAAGAGGGCCUUCUUCUCAGUGACAGCUGUGUACAGCGUCUGAAUAGGAUCAAGGGGGACAACUCAUUCCUGCGUGUGGUUGUCGAGGGAGGGGGUUGUUCGGGAUUCCAGUACCAGUUUGAACUGGCCACAGAGCUGUCUGACCAGGAUAUAGUGUUUGAGCGUGAGGGAGCCAGGAUUGUAGUGGACAAAGACUCCCUUGAGUACAUCAAGGGUUCCACCAUAGACUACCAUGAGGAGUUGAUACGAGCAGCGUUCCGUGUGAUCAACAACCCCCAGGCAGAGCAGGGAUGCUCAUGUGGAGCAUCGUUUGCGCUCAAACUGUGAUGUGACAAUAUGGCCGUGCUAGGAUGGAUGUUAGGAUGGAGUUAGAUCUUUCAAAAGUUGUUUUGAGGGCUCUUAGUCCAUAAAAGCAGUCCAGCGGUUUUAACCCUUUCCCACUUGUGAAGAUGGCUAUGUGCAAACAGCAUAUAAUAGAACAGCCUGCAAGUUACUCGCAGUCUGUUCAGGUUUUAUGCUAUUUGCUGCUCAUCAGUAUGUAAGGGUUGAAAAUGAAGCCUCUAAAACUUGAAUCUAGUAUGAAAGCUCUUUAAUUAAAUUGAACUCUAAGGGACUACAAACAAGUCAAAAUACGUAUCUAGGUGGUAAAGGGUUAAUAUGGAGAUUUUGUCAUAAAAUAUUAAGAAACUCACAUUUCAAAGAAAUCACUAAUAUGGUGUAUAAAUAUGUUUGUUUUUUCUCUCAAACUUUGAUAUAAUAUUCAAAGUUAUUAAGUAUCAACCUAAUAAACAACAAUAGUAGUAUGUGUUUUGAAACAGAUGAUAUAAAUAUGCUGAAAAUAUCGGUAUUAUGCAACGUUCAGUCAUUCAUUUUAUUGUUUAACUUCAGGAUACACACUGAAUUACCAGAAAUUGUCAGCUGUUGUCAUCUUAAAAUUUAAACUAGACAUUGCAAAUACAAAUCAUGCUUCUUUGAAUUUUUAUGUCCCCCACUAUAGUAGUGGGGGACAUAUUGUUUUUGCCCUGUCUGUUGGUCUGUUUGCGCCAACUUUAACAUUUUGCAAUAACUUUUUCUAUAUUGAAGAUAGCAACUUCAUAUUUGGCAUGCAUGUGUAUCUCAUAAAGCUGCACAUUUUGAGUGGUGAAAGGUCAAGGUCAAGGUCAUCCUUUAAGGUCAAAGGUCAAAGAUAUGUGGUCAAAAUCGCUCAAUUUAUGAAUACUUUUGCAAUAUUGAAGAUAGCAACUUGAUAUUUGGCAUGCAUGUGUAUCUCAUGGAGCUGCACAUUUUGAGUGGUGAAAGGUCAAGGUCAAGGUCAUCCUUCAAGGUCAGAGGUCAAAUAUAUGUGGCCCAAAUCGCUUAUUUUAUGAAUACUUUUGCAAUAUUGAAGAUAGCAACUUGAUAUUUGGCAUGCAUGUGUAUCUCAUGGAGCUGCACAUUUUGAGUGGUGAAAGGUCAAGGCCAUCCUUCACAAGGUCAAGGUCAUCCUUCAAGGUCAAACAUCAUAUAGGGGGACAUUGUGUUUCACAAACACAUCUUGUUUUGACACCAAUUGCAUAUGGUUUAUUGUUGUUGGAAGAGUAAGACAUUGCUUAAGCAAGGAUAAGGGCACUCAGUUGUUUUCUAUGCUGGACUGAGCCAUAGGAGAGAAAUAGACAUUGUGUAUACAGAACACAGAUGCACCCUUAUAGCUUUCAAGCAACAAAAACGCAUGUGAGUUGCACACAGAAUUACUACAUUUGUUACUGGUUCAAAUAUAUGUAUGUUUUAUGUGAUUGUAUUGUUGAGAUGUGCAUGCUUAUACAAAUAUAUGUAUAUUUAUA